CAGUCCAUCGAAGCUCUCGUGCGAUCCACGCGGUCCUUCGCAAGAAUUGUAUAUCCGUGUCAAAUCUACACGGGUGCGCAAAAUUCUUCUACGGGACUGCUGGUCGCCGACCCAGGCCUGCUACACCCAUGGAUAGAAGCAGAAUGGCGUAUGUUACAGCUGCCGCCGUGGGGACUGGCACGGCUGUUAUUUUUGUAUGGUGGUGGUGGACCAGAAAAUACAAAAGAGAUCAACCCCCAUCAAAAUGGAGAAAAGUCGGAGAACUUAGCGACUUAAUAACCUUUCCAGUUAAAUCACUAGGUCCAAUUCGUAUGACAGAAAUGGAAUGCACAACACUAGGGUUGAAGUCAGGAUGGCUGAGAGAUCGAACGCUUAUGGUGAUUGAUCUCGAUGGUCAAUUUGUUACCGGAAGACAACUGCCUGCCAUGGUUCAGGUCUCACCUAGUGUUUCUGGAUCCACAUUAACUCUUCGAGCUCCCGGGAUGAUGGCCAUUUCUGUUGACCUUGCAAGAAUUCGAGGUAAGAGCUUUCGCGCUGCAGUCUGGGGACAAGCUGUAGCUGCUUGUGAUUGCGGAGAGGAAGUCGCGAGAUGGCUGUCCCGGUUUCUUCUUCAAGAAGAUACCGGUCUGAGGCUGGUUAACUAUCCGCUGGAACGAUCAUCUCGUGAAGUGCGAACGAAAAAUCAGCCAUUUCCCCUGACCGUCAGUGCUGACACGGGUGCUUAUCCAGACGCAACAAGUUACUCACUUAUAAAUGAAGCUUCGAUCGCCGACCUGAAUGGACGUCUUGAAGAGCCAGUCAUUCCGCAGAAUUUCCGUCCUAACUUCGUCGUGAAAGGAGCUGAACCUUAUUCGGAAGACACCUGGGAUUGGGUUAAGAUAGGCCAAGUGAUUUUUCGGAAUGUAAAGCCUUGCACUAGGUGCAUCUUUACCACAGUGGAUCCGGAGACAGGGAAGAAACAUCCGAAGGUGGAACCGCUGAAAACGUUGAAAGGUUAUCGACAAAUAACCGAUCCCGAGAUUCACCGAUAUACUGGAGACAGUCCGGUGAUGGGGAUUCAUUUGGGAUUGAAAGGACCCAAUGGCACGGUGCGAUUAGGUGACCAUAUAUACGUUGGAGUACUCAAUGAAGAAACAAUCCCAAUUUCACCACCAUAGCUACACCGCUGGGGCUCCUGUGAAGAUGAAAUUAUUUUCCAAGAAGACACUGAUUCGGUCACAGGAGACAAACAUUCGUAAAGGAUCAAAUCCGUACACGUAUGGCAGGAAAAUAAGAUAUUCCUGCAAGGUGAAUAGGGUUUCGAACGUUUCGUAAACGAAUUUUGUAAAAUGCACUUUUUUAUCGUAACCGAGAUUUUUCAUUCGAGAAGGAAUUAAGAGUAACAGGUUAACUUUUUUUUUUUUAACCAAAUGACACUGGUUGCACAGAAAUAAAAUGUAUGAAUAUCUCGAGAUGGGCUCGUUGGCCCAAUCAAAAUGUGGCAAAUCCUCUGUAAAUUGAAUAUUGAUAUUUGGAUACUUAAAGGUAAUACACGCGCACUAAUUUAUGACUAUUAGGUUGUCCCGUAAGUUUCUUCCAUUUUUUUCAUAGGACAUGAAUACACGAUGCGGAAGGAACUUAUGGGACAACCUAAUAGAAUUUCACGUUUCUAUGAUAAAUACAGAUUCAUUACAAUGGAUUGUAUGUAUUUCGAGUUUAACCAAUGUGGAAUGUACUUGGUUAUAAAAUAUAGACGUCCACGUACGAUUAAAGUGGUCUUGAAGUGAAAAAUGAGGAAAAGAUUAAAUUUAGAAAGAGUCUAAUCUUAAGAUUGUAGACACUAUCUAAAUACCCCACAACUGCGAGACCGUAACUAUAUCAUUUUACUCAAAGAUUUGCGAUGUGACAUCAAUGUCUCUAACAAUAAGAUAAGACGGAACCUGUACUUCGUACUGAAAGUGAGGAUCACGCAUUGAAGAGUCUCGAGGACCGAGUUACACCUUAAGUAGUCGUUUUAUAAACACCGAUUGAUACAGUUUUUGGUUUUUUUUUAUUUAUACACCAAAAAGCGUAUCAAGGUUGCAGGUCAAUAUAUGUCAAUAUGUGUAACUUCGUUACAAUAGACCUCUGACAGGCUACUUUACUGCCUAUUUUACAAAGUUAUAGAAUUGUCAAAUGCGAACUCGGCGUUUUAGAGGCCGAGUUGUGAAAGCCGGAUUUGCCAUACCUUGAUUAGAGUACUCAUAAAUUUUUCUUUUAUAACAUUCAAAUUGGUGUCAGUCCUGCAGCGCGACGAGACGUAUAGUAUAUAGUACAUCAUUAAGCUAAAGUUAACAGAUGGCAACAAAUUAGAUACGCAUGUCGACCAAAUAACAAAAAAGAUAAUGUUUGUUCGAAAACUGAAAGAAAAUAGACAAUAAUUUAAUGACAAACAAAGGUUUGAUAACUUGUUUAGUAUAUGAAUGCGUCUACUUUGUACAGACCUUUGUCAAUACACGUAUGUAUGUACUCAUGUCAAGACCUCGGUAGACUGACUUCUUCGCAGUACAGUAACUAUUUCUCUUGUACAUGAAUUUAGUGACAUUUAUAGGAAACUGUUAGAUUUUUAUAUUUUUAUGAUGCGCACGUAGGUUACGUAUAUUUUAUGGGAAAUAACAAUUGUGCGUUAGAAAAUUUAUUUAAAACUGUAUGCAUUCACAUCGGUAGUGUUGUCAUGUCAGGAUUUGCAUGUAAACAAAUAAUUGCAAAGAAAAUUCGUUUGCGGAAUGCUUAGAAUUUUUGUUACGGCUCUGAAGAUGCGCGGUGCUUUUAACGAAUAACUAAUUAUUCGUAUCAUGUACUUAUAUGAAGAAUAUACUUAACAUGUAUCAUUUGGUAAAAUUUAUCAGGUAACCGAAAUACAAGAGACUGAUAAAACCACUUA
Messenger RNA from Orussus abietinus, 2902 nucleotides. Its product is annotated as mitochondrial amidoxime-reducing component 1. Gene Ontology annotation, molecular function: molybdenum ion binding; catalytic activity; pyridoxal phosphate binding. The record is from RefSeq and is a predicted model, not a curated record. The transcript is spliced from 5 exons. Lineage: Eukaryota; Metazoa; Arthropoda; Insecta; Hymenoptera; Orussidae. Bases 129 to 1157 code for a protein of 342 amino acids.